GUCAGACACGUCAAACGACCACAACAACAACAAAAGACAUGUUCGCCGCUCUCCGUGCCUCGACGUCAAGCCUGACGACAGCACGCUCCCUGUCGACCUCGGCACGCGUGCUCGCCAAGCAGCCUCUGCGGGCACACCGCGAGACGCCGCUCCCCGCCGACCUGCUGGCCAAGAUCGGCCGCAACGCCGACAAGAAGCUCGCGGACAAGGCCGAGACGUGGGAGGCCCUCACCGAGCUCUAUGUCAAGGGCGGACCCGCGCUCGAGGAGGCCGGACUGGGCAUCAAGGACCGGAGGUACGCACUCUGGGCAUUCUCGCGCUACUCGGAGGGACUGGCGCCCUCGACGUUUAUCAACAAGCCCAAGCCGCCUAAGAAGUUCCGAGGAUGGGGCCCAAAGAUCCAGCAUGGUGUGCGCGUGAAGUUUUAGAUGAUGCUAUUGUUCUCUGCCUUCCUCCGUCAACCUUCCCCCUUCAAACGCCCGCGUCCUUGGUCUCAACAACGACCACCUUCUUCACCUCCACGGGCGGCGCAGCAGCAGCCGCCUCGAGCUCGCGGCGCACGGCAUCAAACUCGGCCGCGUCGGCCGCCUCGGUGGCCGCCGCGCGCUGGUCGCGCUUGGCAGCUGACACGCCCCACUGCCAUUCGACGAGGUCCUUGAGCGUGUGACCUGGUGGUGGCGCGGUGCGGGGGUUCGUCUCGUGGAGGUAGUAUGCGAGGAAGCCCGUGAAGAUGCCGAGGACGGGGUCGAGCGUGCGUGACAGGAGGACAGGGCGGGGCAUGGUGUGGCGAGGAAGUGGGUGGAGCAGGAGCUGCGUUACGCGACGGUGAUGGCGAUGAUGGUGCUCGGGCCGGUGGUUGUCUCGCCCGUGAUGAUGGCGCCGAUGACGGUGAAGGGUUGUUGUGGUUGGAGUGUCUGUCGGAGCAGCGUCGCUGUG
Vanrija pseudolonga is the source of this 936-nucleotide messenger RNA. RefSeq lists its product as uncharacterized. Gene Ontology annotation, cellular component: mitochondrion. Bases 39 to 428 code for a protein of 129 amino acids. The record is from RefSeq and is a predicted model, not a curated record. The transcript is spliced from 5 exons. Lineage: Eukaryota; Fungi; Basidiomycota; Tremellomycetes; Trichosporonales; Trichosporonaceae.